AUGAAAUUAUUUGUUUUGUCUCUCGCUGCUCUUGCUUCUGCUCAGCGACCAAAGCGGAAUAAGAACAAGAACAACAACUAUCCGAAAACGACGACGCCUGCUUACGAGACGACGACGUACUACGCUACAACUGAAGCUCAGGAAGGAGCGUACAACGACAACGGCCAGUUCGGAACUGGAGGCGCUUAUGGAGACCCUCAUUUCAUGGUCGCCGCGCCAAAGACGGAGCCAAUUUGCUUCGACUACAACCCUCCAGCUGAUUCGGAAAUGACGCUCAUCAUGGACCCGGAGUCGAAUCUCUUCAUUUCUGCCCGCGUGGACUCUCGAAGACAAGGCAAGACGCGAUUCAUGACCAGAUUGACGAUCAUGUCUCCUCUUGGCGCUACCAUGAGCAUCGAUGAAAACGGAGUCCAUGUUGAAGGUCUUCCAGGAUGGGCAGAAGCGCUGAAAGAGCCAACCGAAUCUGGCAUCAUCGAGUACGGAGACAUCAAAUACACCGAGCAGUGGUCGGAAGACGGCGCUCGCGACAAGAUCACUCUUGAGAUCAACAACGGCCCUCAUUUUCUCAUCAAAGAGAAAGCUUUCCGAGAAACAAUUUCCUUCGGAAUCCAAUCUUCUCAGGGUCUCUCUGAAAAGACGCGAGGUGUUCUAGGGCAGUUCGUUCACAACAACGCUUACACAAUCAAGCAGCACUCCGAAACCGAAGCUACUGUUAAUAUUGACGGAUUCGAGGUCUCCGCUAAAUGGGAAGAAUUCCACCGAAACUCGGAGUGCUGGACCAUCGAAGAAGACCAACUUCUCGAUUUCUUCAGUCAAUUCUGA
Molecule: messenger RNA, 822 nt
Organism: Oikopleura dioica
Lineage: Eukaryota; Metazoa; Chordata; Appendicularia; Copelata; Oikopleuridae
Source: the annotation of a GenBank genome assembly